CGCCUCGUGUUCUUCCUCAACCUGUACCACCUCAUGGUCGUCCACGCGAGUUUGCUGGGGCUGAUGCCCAAGUCCAAGACCCAGUGGGGGAGGUUCUUCAACGGCGCGAGCUACCGACUCGGAGUCACGGACGAAGACCCGAGCGGCCUGCUCUUCUCUCUGGCGGAGAUCGAGCACUGCAUCCUUCGAGCGUCCAUGUCGUCGCUGCGGUUCCCAUUGGCGUCGCUUGUCAUCCCGCGGUUCAACGAGCGCAGCGACCCGCGGGCGUGUCUGACGCUGCGCUCAUGCGACUUCCGCAUCAACUUCGCGCUCAACUGCAUGACGUUCUCAUGCCCGGACCGCGUCCCGGUGUACGACCGCGCGAACCUCGACGCUCAGCUGGACGAGGCCACGCGCCAAGUGGUGACGCGAGUGCUCCGCUACGACGAGAAGACGUGCGUCGUGUAUCUGCCCAAGUGCUGCGACUGGUACCGCGGAGACUUCGCGGCUGCGGCGGAC
This is a messenger RNA of Phytophthora sojae, 498 nucleotides long. RefSeq lists its product as hypothetical. The record is from RefSeq and is a predicted model, not a curated record. Lineage: Eukaryota; Oomycota; Peronosporomycetes; Peronosporales; Peronosporaceae. The transcript has a single exon. The annotation marks the transcript as partial.